Molecule: messenger RNA, 1498 nt
Organism: Heterobilharzia americana
Lineage: Eukaryota; Metazoa; Platyhelminthes; Trematoda; Strigeidida; Schistosomatidae
Source: the annotation of a GenBank genome assembly
GGACACUCAACUUGUCGUUUCUCAUUUAGCUUUUACUCGACGGCCUGGCCUGACAUGUGAUGUCCUCAAACACUCUUCUCAGUGUAUGCCAAAUCCAUCUCCACUUUCUUCUUUUUGGGUAAUGGGUUCUAGGUUGGUUCGUUGUGGAGCCAGCUAGAACUCCUUGUUACUUAUUCUUUCUGGUCAACUAUCCAACAAUAAUCGACCAUGGCGUUAUUUGAAGAAGGGCACUACCAGAUUAAGUUUACUUAUUAAAAGCUGACAAAGAAAUGAGAUUCCAUUAUACUAGAGGAACACAUUCGAUUGAAUACUAUUAGAAUGAAGAUUACUAUUCUUUACAUUCUGUUCCUUUGUAAAAUAACUUUGGUUCAUAAUUUAGCAUAUCCACUGAAAGUAGAAAAACGUAUAAUUAAUGGUAAAAAAGCCGAGAAAUAUGCCUAUCCUUGGGCUGUAUCUAUCAAAGGAACAAAUCCUAUUUUCAAACAGGUUACUUAUUGUGGAUCCACAUUAAUUGGUGAUCGUUGGUUACUAACUGCUGCUCAUUGUUUUUGGGCUGGAUCAUGGUCAAAAUCUCAUUUAAUGGAGCCCAGUAAUUGGCAUGUUCAAGCUGGAAGUAAUGUGAUUGAACUUGGCGAAGAAUAUGGCUACAGAGGACAUGUUCUAAAGCCAGGAGCAAGUGAACGACAAUCUCUUAUCACUGCAUUGAUUAAAAGAUUGAUUGACAUUUUUUCAAGUGGAUCAGGAAAACAGGGAGCUGUUUGGCAUACGCACUUGAAAAAAAUCAUAUUGCAUCCAAAUUAUAGACCAGAUGAUUUAGAAUACGAUCUUGCCAUACUGGAGUUGGAUGCACCAUUACCAAAGGAAGAUCCUGGAGUUCAAAUUGCUGAUUUACCACCUGGUGAAGAUUACCUACCUUGGCCACCUGAGCAAGCUGAAUGCAUAUUUGUUGGCUGGGGUUGUCGUGUGAAGUAUGGGAAACCAUCAGCAGAAGCUCAAGUGGUUCAUUUUACUACACUUAAAAAUCGAGACUGUUCACUGAUGUAUGGUUAUGCGGCAGGUUUAAAUGAUGAACAUGAAUUCUGUGCUGGUUAUUAUCAAGGUCGUGUUGGCAUUUGCUCGGGUGAUAGUGGAAGUGGUUUAAUUUACAAAAAAGAUAAUAAAAAUUAUUUGGUUGGUGUAGCUUCUGCUACACAUGCAACUUCUCCAGAACUUUAUCCAGGAUUAUUUACAAGAGUUUCAUACUUUAAAGAUUGGAUUAUACAAGUGAUCAAUGAAGGUGGUGACAGUAACAAUUCAACUAGUUCAACUUGAUUAGAUUUACUUUACACAUAUAUUGUUAUAAUUUCAGUUUAUUUAACUUUAAAUAACAUUUUUAUUGAUGUUGAAUUCAAGGAUUAUAUGAAAGAGACUUUUAACUCUUUUUUCAUAAUAAGUGAUUUCAUUAAACAAGAAUAAACUCUUGAUUACGUAAUCAGUUCAUUUCUAAUAAAUAAGUUUC